UUGCUGAACCACUGACUUAGAAGGCCUCAAGAUGCCAGCUGUCAGAGGAGAUGGCAUGCGAGGCCUUGCUGUCUUCAUUUCUGACAUCAGAAAUUGCAAAAGUAAGGAGAAUGAAGUGAAGCGGAUCAACAAAGAGCUUGCCAAUAUCCGGUCCAAAUUUAAGGGAGAUAAAACGCUUGAUGGAUACCAAAAGAAGAAGUAUGUCUGCAAGCUGCUCUUCAUUUUCUUGCUAGGCCAUGACAUUGACUUUGGUCACAUGGAGGCUGUCAAUCUCCUCUCUUCCAACAAAUAUACUGAGAAGCAAAUAGGCUACUUGUUCAUCUCUGUGCUCGUGAACACAAACAGUGACCUCAUCAAGCUCAUUGUUCAGAACAUCAAGAAUGAUUUGAACAGCCGCAACCCUGUGCAUGUGAAUCUUGCCCUCCAAUGCAUUGCCAAUAUCGGCAGCAAGGAAAUGGCUGAAGCUUUUGGCCACGAUAUUCCUAAGCUUCUGGUAUCAGGAGAGACCAUGGACGUAGUGAAGCAGUCGGCUGCGCUGUGUUUGUUGCGUCUCUUCCGCACAAACCCUGACAUCAUCCCAGGGGGGGAGUGGACGUCCAGGAUCAUUCAUCUGCUCAAUGACCAGCACCUUGGUGUUGUCACAGCUGCUUCUUCCCUCAUCGAGGCUCUCGUCAAGCUCAACCCUGAUGAAUACAAGGGCUGUGUCUCUUUGGCAGUCUCGCGUCUCAGUAGAAUAAUCACAGCAAGCUACACGGACCUACAGGACUACACAUAUUAUUUUGUGCCGGCACCGUGGCUCUCCGUGAAGUUGCUGCGAUUGUUACAACAUUACCCGCCCCCCGAGGACCCAGGCGUUCGAGGCAGGCUUAAUGAGUGCCUCGAUGCUAUCCUCAAUAAAGCUCAGGAACCUCCCAAGUCUAAAAAGGUCCAGCACUCAAACGCCAAGAACGCUGUUCUGUUCGAGGCAAUUAGUAUUAUCAUCCAUUCUGACAGUGAGGCUGCGCUGCUGGUUCGAGCCUGCAACCAACUUGGACAGUUUUUGUCUCACCGUGAAACGAACCUGCGCUACCUCGCCCUGGAGACCAUGUGCUUGCUGGCCACUUCAGAGUUCUCGCACGAGGCGGUCAAAAAACACCAGGAGACGGUCAUCAACUCUCUUAAGACUGAGCGAGAUGUAAGUGUGCGGCAGCGCGCCGUGGAUUUGCUCUACGCGAUGUGUGAUCGCACCAACGCCGAGCAGAUCGUACACGAGAUGCUCAACUACCUGGAGAGUGCCGACUACUCCAUCAGGGAGGAGAUGGUUCUGAAAGUUGCCAUACUUGCGGAGAAAUACGCUGGUGACUACACUUGGUACGUGGAUGUGAUCCUGAACCUGAUCCGCAUAGCCGGAGACUACGUGAGUGAGGAGGUCUGGUACCGCGUCAUCCAGAUUGUUGUUAACAGGGAGGACGUCCAGGGAUACGCUGCUAAAACCGUCUUCGAGGCUCUACAAGCUCCUGCGUGCCACGAGAAUAUGGUUAAAGUUGGAGGCUACAUCCUGGGCGAGUUUGGUAAUCUGAUAGCAGGGGACAAGCGGUCCGCUCCUCAGGUCCAGUUCCAGCUUCUACACUCUAAGUACCACCUGUGUUCAGCGAGUACUCGUGCCCUGCUUCUCACAACCUACAUUAAGUUCAUCAAUCUUUUCCCUGAGAUCAAAACUGAAAUUCAGAACAUAUUGAAGUGCGACUCUAACCUGCGCUGCUCCGACGCUGAACUGCAGCAGCGCGCCUCUGAAUACUUGCAUCUUAGUCUGGUCACUUCCACGGACGUCCUCGCGACGGUGCUGGAGGAGAUGCCGCCGUUUGCUGAGAAGGAGUCCUCCAUCCUUGCAGUGCUGAAGAAGAAGAGCGGACGCAUGAGUGCGCAGGAGGCGCAUAAGGAGGCGCGUGCUGCUGGUGGUGCUGGUGGGGCCGCUGCUGCUGUUGCUGCAGGUGCUGUCAAAAACUCAACCAAUGACAAGAACGCGAAGAACAGCAGCGCCGACCUGUUCGGUAUAAGCACUCCUCCAGUGAACAGCCAGAACAACAGCAGCUCCAACACAGGAGUGCUGGUAGACGUGCUCGGUGACCUGUACAGUAGCAGCAACAACAGCUCUAUGCCGUCGGUAGCCACCAACGGUACUAACUCCGCUUCUCCCGCCACACUAACUUCUGGUGUCACCGACAAUAUCAAAAAGUUUGUUUGUAAGAACAACGGCGUUCUUUAUGAAAAUGACAUCAUCCAGAUCGGCGUGAAGUCCGAGUUCAGACAGAACUUAGGCCGCAUCGGCGUCUUCUAUGGCAACAAAACUUCCAUGCCUCUCCAGGGCUUCCUGCCGAGCGUGAGCAUUAGCUCGGCUGACUCAGGUCGGGUGAGCGUACAAGUGAAGCCUGUCGAGAGCACCAUAGAGGCGGGUGCUCAGGUGCAACAGUUCGUCAACUGCGAGUGUAUCGAUCACUUCGAGGAUUUACCCGAGAUGCUAGUGUGCUUCACGUACGGCUCCGUGCCACAGCGCUUGUCUCUCAAGCUGCCGCUCUCCAUCAACAAAUUCUUCGAGCCUACCGACAUGAAUGGCGAAUCAUUCUUUGCGCGAUGGAAAAAUCUCUCCAGCCCAUCUCAAGAGUCACAGCAGAUUUUCAAGACGACCUGCCCCAUGGAGUCAGGGAGCAUCAGGACCAAAGUCAUGGGCUUUGGCAUGCAGAUCCUGGAGGGCAUCGACCCUAACCCCGAGAACUUCGUGUGCGCUGGCAUCUUGCAUACCCGCACGCAGCAGAUCGGCUGCCUCAUGAGACUCGAACCCAACCGACAGGCGCAGAUGUACCGACUAACGAUCCGAGCGAGCAAGGACGGCACGGCCAAGAUAUUGUGCAACCUCCUGUCGCAGCAGUUCUAAGCUCAUCUCAUAACACUCGAGAUGUGGAAGCUUCCUUCCCUCCAUCUCAUCGGCCCAUUGUUUGGGUCAAGUCCUCCCGAUAAUAUUGACGUCGCGCGAUUCCUGUUGCAGUAUGUGACAUUUUCUCAGUAUUUGUUGACCAUGACGCAUGUAACUGCACCUAUGCCAAUUGCCACGGUCGAGGAUCCAUCCAUCCAUGAUUCAGCUGCAAUACUCGUUUAGGCAAUGACGUCUAAUCCUCAUCAACGGGACGUAAUCGCUGCACAAACUGUAUAAGACGUCCUGCCCGCUCUACUGAUCCGUGAUCAAGUUCACUUUAAUAAUAGGCAAGAAGUGACACCUUCAUUUCCUUCGUUACUUGAUAAGCAACUCUUAUCAAGCUUACCCAUCCCUCAUGUUGUCGGCAUUGUAAAAAUGUGAGUUUAGUUCGAGGGUGCUGAUGCUAAAUAUUAAGUGUGAGCUCCUGUAUAUUGGGACUAAGGUUUCUGUAGACCGAACUGCUUUCAUGAGCCUCUUGUGUAUUGCGGUAGUUUGCACUGCGCCAAAGCUUAUCAUUGCAUUGAAUAGGCAUUUAGCGUUGUAGUGUCACCCUUCCCUGUGAAAUAUGCAGGCUGAGAUAGCAAGAAAUUUCUUGGUGCGGUAUGAUUCAGUUUCUAUUUGAAAUGUCGCUUGAAAUUCUGACGUUAAAGAAAUCUAGAAUCUGGGUUUUGUUUAAUCAAAAGUUGUACAGAGUUUGAGUUCAUUAUUUCGUUGUUCUCCCAUAGCCUGCGGAUGUUGUUGAAGAGAAAUUAUUUAUUACUAAAAUGCACUGUCUUUAUUCAUUUGAGACGUGCGUGUUUAUUAAGUUUAUAUUUUGGAUAUCUCGAUGUUAAGAUUAUCAGUCAUUAGUCAUCAAAAUAUCUGGUUUCUAACGACUUCCGUAAGCCUUUUGAUUGCUAUGUUGCUGUCAAGUUGAGACGCCUGUUUGUAUGGCUGGUCAAAUAAACUCCAGUAUUUUGGCUCAUCAUGAAUUUGGUUUCUCGUCGAGAUUGCACCUACCGUAGUGUUUAUGAUAGUAAAGUGUUCAUCGUUGUUGAGGAUAUGUGUGUCAUGGAAGAGUUGUGUAUCAAUAACUUUAAUCUCGACUGUUCUUGACUGGCUGAAUUUUAACCAUACAGUAAUAGGUUAGUAGUUAAUUGAGAGAAUUAAAAUGUAUUUUGGUCUUCUACAUGAUCUAGAACGACACGUGUGAGGCACGCAUGUGUUGUCGAUCUAUCUUCCAGGACCUCCGCUACUAGAGCGAUAUCUUUUGCAUUGUCAUAGAUCACCUGGUAAUUUUUUUAUAUUUUUUCUCUCACUGGCAACUGAUUAUUUUGAAAUAUUACCAUGGCCAAGAAAAAGUCCCUACUCCAGCUGACUCGAGUAAAUUUUUGACCCGAGGUUCUUUCGCAACUCCAACUAGGGUUCCAAACGCCCUAAUGCUCAGUUGUUGCUUCAUUCUAAUAUCUUCGCUUGGAGCCUAUUUUUUGCAUGAACAAUAUUUUUAGUCAAACAUUUCAUAUCACAUACGCAAUCAAAUCAGGAAACAUUUUCUUUGCUGAAUAAUUCCACGUUGAUUCAUGAGAACGGUUGCGCUUCUCCAUAUACUUAUCAUUAUUGUAUUUGAAAUGGGUGCUUGCAAGAUAUUUGAUUUGUAUUAUGAGACUGUGAAGCAGUCGUUCAGGGACGAUGUCAUCUCGAUCAAGCUUCUGCUUGUCAAUUGCCAAAAGAUCUCGUCCUCCUGAGGGAGAAAUUUCAGAAAAAGUUGCGAGUUUCCCCUGAGAUGCAUGCCAAUAUUUCCCGAACAUUUUUUCUACACUUCAAACUCAUUUGUUUAGCGUUCAAGGCAGUGACGUAACUAUUGCGUUUGAAGAGUUUUUGUUCGUAAGAAGUUGUCAUUAGAGAGCUGUUUAUAGAGUCCUUUUAUUACUACCUAGCUCUAAUGGAUGUGAGUGAGCCCUGAUGCUGAUAUGAACCAUCGUUUAUCCUAGUAAUUAGCAAAUCAAUUACUAAUAAUAUUUAAAACAUACAAUCUCGAUUGUGUAUCAUAGAUUUGUAAGAGGCGAUCAAGCGAGCGUAUGAUGUGCGCUAGAGCUUAUGUGCUCUGGCGUACAUACCCUUUGGUCUGUCAGUCGUGUUGAUGUUUGGCCUCUUCUUCUCUAUGAAUAAUAUGGUUGGCCGGUGGUAACUGGCCACUUUACAUAGCUACGAUUAAUAGUAUAAGAUGUAUCAUAGUGACUAAUUACUGAACUGUUGUUAAUUGAACGUAUUUUUUGAACCAGAGUUAAUUACUUAGCGUUCUUUUGUUUUUAUGGUCUAGAUUGUUCAUUACAAUUUCACUUUGUUGUAAUUUCUUCGUCUGUUCUGAGCAUCCCUUGCCAGCUCAAUGCUAUGAACGCCACGAUAGAGGGUGAUGCCCAGCGCGACAUGCUCUUACCCAAGCAUUUGUAGGCAUUACUCACACAAGGAUGCUGGAGUUAUUUGUUAAGUUACUCCCUCCCCUCCUUCUGCAUGCAAGACUUCUUUUCUUCUCAAUGCUAAUUGGCUGAGCUUUUGAGCCAGUGUGCAUGAUGUUCUCGUUUUCCAAAAGCUGGAAAUUUAUUGUUUCUCUGUGGCCCUUAUUUGUGCUACGUGCAAGCUACACACCACGAAUGUAUUUGAACGCAGUGUUUGAAGCGCAUGUUUCUUUCAUUUCACGUUCGUGCGAGCUCAAGAGAUGAUGGCUGGUGUUAAUUUAAUUCUUGUUCUUUCUGUUAUUUUUAAUUCUGCACAUGUUGCGUGUAAAUCGGGCGUGCUUCUUUGAAUGGAGGUGUUCUAUGUAGCUAGCCACUAUUUUCCUUCUAGCUAUUCAGCACACUUUCAUGUAUUAAUGGACACAGUCAAUGUUCAGUUGAUAAUGUAUUUCUCGGGGGGUUGGAGGGUAGGAUUUUAGUAGGUCAAUUUUCUCUUGGUCGCGGUAGGAAUGGUGUUACUUCCUGGGUAGGAACCGCUAGCAUGCGUUCGGUUGCCCUCCAGUCGUUGAGAGUCUAGGAAAUUGUUGUAUAAAUUCCGUUUUUUUUCGGGAGAACGGGAGUGAGGAGCAUCUUUUACAGGACAAUACUCAAUAUUGAGAAUGAAAACUCACCGUGCAAGCUUUUUUCUAUGCUACAGUAUUCGUCAUCUGCCGC
This is a messenger RNA of Hyalella azteca, 6096 nucleotides long. It is a transcript of the gene AP-2alpha, whose product is annotated as AP-2 complex subunit alpha. The transcript is spliced from 19 exons. Gene Ontology annotation, cellular component: membrane coat; AP-2 adaptor complex. Gene Ontology annotation, biological process: intracellular protein transport; clathrin-dependent endocytosis. Bases 32 to 2911 code for a protein of 959 amino acids. NCBI's taxonomy places the organism in Eukaryota, Metazoa, Arthropoda, Malacostraca, Amphipoda, Hyalellidae. The record is from RefSeq and is a predicted model, not a curated record. Gene Ontology annotation, molecular function: clathrin-cargo adaptor activity.